CACCGACCCCCUCACACACCGGCAGCGGCCCCGCCUGCGCUGCGGGUGGGGCGAGGGGAGCCUCGGAGAGCGGGAGCCGCCAGCACCGGGGCUGCGGCGGGAGGAGCGCGGCUGACGCGGCAGAGCGAGGGCAGGGGAGGCAGGAGGAAGAGGCCCGACGGACGAACGGGCGGCGGGACGUACGGACAGGCACCCCUCGGGCAGGCCCGGCCCGGCCCGGCCGGCGGGAGGGAGGUGGGCAGAUUACAUGAUGGAAUUCACAUUUUCUCAAGAAAAACUGUGUAUCUUGGAUCAAUGCCGUUGAAGAUACCUUCUGUUACAACACCUGAAGCAGGGUCCUGUAACAUUCAUCAGAAGAACAUAUACAAUGGAUCACAAAGAAAGCUGCCCAAGUGUUAGUAUUCCGAGCUCUGAUGAACACAGGGAGAAGAAAAAAAGAUUUACUGUUUACAAAGUGUUGGUGUCAGUUGGCAGAAAUGAGUGGUUUGUCCUCAGACGGUAUGCAGAGUUUGAUAAACUGUACAAUACGCUAAAGAAGCAAUUUCCCACCAUGAACCUGAAGAUUCCAGCUAAAAGAAUAUUUGGAGACAAUUUUGACCCUGAUUUUAUUAAACAGAGAAGAGCAGGACUGAAUGAAUUCAUUCAAAAUUUAGUUAGACAGCCAGAGCUAUGCAACCACCCAGAUGUCAGAGCAUUUCUUCAAAUGGAUAACCCAAAACACCAGUCAGAUCCAUCUGAAGAUGAAGAUGAAAGGAGCAGUCGGAAGAAUAUCAACUCUACCUCACAGAAUAUCAACUUGGGACCAUCUGGAAAUCCUCAUGCUAAGCCAACAGACUUUGAUUUCCUGAAAGUUAUUGGGAAAGGCAGCUUUGGCAAGGUUCUUCUUGCAAAACGAAAACUGGAUGGGAAAUACUAUGCUGUCAAAGUGCUGCAGAAAAAAAUUGUUCUUAAUAGGAAAGAGCAAAAACAUAUUAUGGCUGAACGUAAUGUGCUUUUGAAAAAUGUGAAACACCCAUUUUUGGUUGGAUUACAUUACUCAUUCCAAACAACGGAAAAGCUUUACUUUGUCCUGGAUUUUGUUAAUGGAGGAGAGCUGUUCUUUCACUUGCAAAGAGAACGUUCCUUUCCUGAGCACAGAGCCAGAUUUUAUGCUGCUGAAAUAGCCAGUGCACUGGGCUACUUACACUCCAUAAAUAUAGUGUACAGGGAUUUAAAACCAGAAAACAUUCUCCUAGAUUCAUUAGGUCAUGUUGUAUUGACAGACUUUGGACUUUGUAAAGAAGGGAUUGCAAGUUCUGAUACCACUGCAACUUUCUGUGGGACACCAGAAUAUCUUGCACCAGAAGUCAUUAAAAAGCAGCCCUAUGACAACACAGUAGACUGGUGGUGCCUUGGUGCAGUUCUUUAUGAAAUGCUUUAUGGGCUGCCUCCUUUUUACUGCCGUGAUGUUGCUGAGAUGUACGAGAAUAUUCUUCAUAAACCCCUAGUUUUGCGCCCAGGAAUCAGUCUUACAGCCUGGUCUAUCCUGGAAGAGCUUUUGGAGAAAGAUCGGCAAAACAGACUUGGAGCAAGGGAAGAUUUUCUUGAAAUUCAAAAGCACCCAUUCUUUGAAUCUCUCAGCUGGACUGAUCUUCUUCAGAAGAAGAUCCCGCCGCCAUUUAAUCCUAAUGUGGUUGGACCAGAUGACAUUGGGAAUUUUGAUGCAGUGUUUACAGAAGAAAUGGUCCCAUACUCCGUCUGCGUUUCUUCAGAUUACAACAUUGUUAAUGCCAGUGUCCUUGAGGCAGAUGAUGCAUUUGUUGGAUUUUCUUACGCACCACCUUCUGAAGAUAUGUUUUCUUAGGAAGCUAGAAGCCAUGGUGUUUUGGAAGUCUCGGGGUGAACUGAAGUGUUAGGGUUAUGGACACAUUCCAAAAUAGCGUAACUAGUGCCUCGUUUUGUAUGUAGGUUUGAAACCUAUGAACAAACUUUCUCUGCUGUAUAGGAGGAAUUUAGGCAUUUUGGAUGGCUUUGUGGGGGGUUUGAACUGUUUGUUUCUGCUGCAGAAAAUAUUUUUAAAACCUCUAAAAAGCAUUCUCUACAUAUAUUUUAAGCAAAAAAACACUGACUGUUCUCCUCAGUCCCUUCCAAGUUUACAUUCACACCUAAUCUAAGAUUUGGCUGGCACAAACAGCAGAAAAUUUAGUAAAUUUAUAAAUGCUUUUGUACCUAUUUGUGCUUGAAUUGUAACUAUGCAAAUUGUCUUUUGUAUAUCCUGGUUUAAGAAAGGUAAAUGUUUUCCCUGUUAUAUCAGUUUGAAAUAUAUGUUAGUUUACCUGUCAGCACUUAAAUUAGGGGUUAAUAGAAGUUAAGACCCAGGCUCUUAAAGGACUUCUAGAGAAUGAAAAAUUGGUCAUGUAAAACUGGAUUGUUGCUCUUGCACUUGCUGCAGUGCUGUUCACUCCACUGGAUUAUCUAAGGUAUUGGGGAUAAGUCAAAGCAAGGAUGGAACAAAUUAACUGGAUUGAUGUAGUAACAUUACUGAUCAUGUGUUCUACUCUUCUUUCCUCCCUAAGAUAAAUAAGUCUAUAUUUCAACUACAUUAAAAAUAUUUUUGGUUAAAACUCUGCUUUUCCAAAGAUCUAAUAUGCAAUAAUCACUGUUACUUUAAAAGGCUAUCUUGCUUUGACCUUUCAGGGGUGGGUGGUGGGGGGACCAUGCCAAAUACUAGGGAUUUUUCUCACGGAUUUACGGUUUGAAACACUAAUAUGUUCCAAAUUGAUUGUAUUUUAGCAGUCAUAGCUACUUGUCUUUGUGUUCCAGUUUGCACCAUCUUUAAAUCUUCACUUGAUAUUAGGAGGAAAAAAUGUAAAUUAUGCUGAUAAUUUUAAAAAUGUGAAAAGCUGUUGUACUUCUCAUAACAUACACAUGUAUGGACAAACGGCUAACUGAACAAUUUCUGUUUAAGGAAAUUUUUUUAAACAAUGCAAAUAUUGACUGCAGUUACAGUGUAUAAAUGCCUAUCACAGUAGUAGUUUUAUUAUAUAUACUACUUGUAAAUAACAACUUAUUUUUGUCUGUUA
This is a messenger RNA of Pezoporus flaviventris, 3062 nucleotides long. It is a transcript of the gene SGK3, whose product is annotated as serum/glucocorticoid regulated kinase family member 3. NCBI's taxonomy places the organism in Eukaryota, Metazoa, Chordata, Aves, Psittaciformes, Psittacidae. Gene Ontology annotation, biological process: protein phosphorylation. Gene Ontology annotation, molecular function: protein serine/threonine kinase activity; phosphatidylinositol binding; ATP binding. The transcript is spliced from 17 exons. The coding region runs from base 368 to 1843 and encodes 491 amino acids. The record is from RefSeq and is a predicted model, not a curated record.